Messenger RNA from Seminavis robusta, 12780 nucleotides. Lineage: Eukaryota; Bacillariophyta; Bacillariophyceae; Naviculales; Naviculaceae. The record is from the annotation of a GenBank genome assembly.
GCGCACACCUCGUGCGGUGAAAGCAGUCUGGGUUUGCUCAUGCAGCAGCAUGAUCCCUCGAUCUCCCUGUUAUCGCCACGAGCACCCACAGCAAACUCGAUAUCAAAAGCAAGGCUGGAGUGAUCGAAAGGCCAUGCUCAGCUCAGCUCUUCUUUUGUGUUAGCAACAGCUCUACAAGUAGAUAGAUACUCUGGGAGAUCGCCCGACUAAUUGAAGCGUCGAGAAGUGAAGCGGUCCCCUACAGCCAAGGAGAGCAAACAAGAGCUAUCGUCUGGUCGAGCCACCCCACCACAGCGCAGCCAAGGAUCGACCAGUGACAGCAGUCCUGCACAGCACUACUAGUACUACCAGCUCGGCUCAUCAUUGAGACGUGCCAGGUAUUACUGUACUGAUCCUUCGACGACCUCAAUACGCCAAGCAACGAGACGAACAGCAGCACAGCGGUCGUUGAAAGACUUGGUUGUUUCUAUCCGUCCUGCUUCGUGGAUAGCAUAGCGAUCUUUUCCAAAGAAACCGCUGAAGCCGCCAGAGGUUGGAAUCCUUAAUCAUCCAUCUUUCAAUCAAUCAAUCAACAUAGCACUGGGAGUUUGCACUGCUCUGGUCUUAUUCCGAGUCGAGUUUGUCUGAUCUACAAUACACAACCCUCGCCACCAUGAACUUCCUGAGGAAAGGAACCAAGAGCCGAUCAAAGUCAGGAGGCACCAAGUCGGUCCAUUCUGACGAUGGAGGAAGAGACAACACUAGUUCCCCAUCAAACAGUUUGUCUAUGGACGACACAAUAGAUUCCAUCCUUCCUUCCGCUUGGGACCUAGGUGAAAGCUUCAAAGACAGCAAACUGCAGCUCAGCUAUGAGGCAAACGACUACACGACUGUUUCCAUUCGAAACGCUUCAUCCAUGUCCAGGAUCACUGUUGCAGCAAACCAACCCAUUCCUGCCGCACAGCUAAAAAGACUGGCCAUAAGCAGGCAACAAGCUAAGGAUCCAUUCGCACCCGGUCAUCCAAGCACUACUAGAAGUGCUACAGGGGGAGGGGACAUGGGAACUUUUUCCAAUCUAUUCGGUUCCCCCAGAAGUACCUCUCCUCCCAGAUCAUCUUCCAGAGCAACAACCACUGGAGGACUAUACCCCACUAUCAUGCCCUCAACUAGGAAUUUAAAUUCCAUGGAUAAGAGGCAAGAAGAAGCGGUCAUGGGCAAACUCACAAAAGAUACCCUAUACUUCUUUGAAGUCACCAUCAAGACACUACCUUCUGGCUGUGACGCCGCUGUGGGGUUGGUGCUAGACAAAGUGGGGGCUUCCGCCGGAGAAUUCGUCCCAGGAGAAACCCGUGAUUCCAUUGGCUUGGACUCCAACGGGGUCUUGCGAGUCAGUGGGAAAACCAUCGGACCGGAUGCCUUGGAAUUGGGCAUCAUGAACACCGGGAAGAUUGAAGGGUUUGGGGAGGGAGAUAUCAUUGGCUGCGGACUAGAAGUCACGGGGCUGAGACGCGUACUCUUUACUAAGAAUGGACGAUCAAUUGUACCGCCAACACGCUUUGGUGAACUCGAUACAAAAAAGCUAUUGCUGAGUCCGGCCUUUGGAAUGAAAGUUAACCGCAACCAGACGGCAGUCGCAGUUGGAAACUUUGGAAUCGAACACAACAAACCCUUCAUUUGGGCACAAACGGCCUACCUGGCUCACAAACCAGCCUUCGAAAGCUCUGGGAAUAAUAGUACUCCAUAUCGGACUAAACCAAAUCGACAACAGUCGGCUCCGGCGGCAUCACAAAUACCACCACCACAGCAUCAACAACAAACACUUCCACGGUCACCAAAAUCGGAGCGGAAUCCAGGUGGCGGAGACAGACAAUCAACGUCCCAUUCACCAGCUUCGGGCUCAUUCGGACGAAGCCAGAGAACGGGACAGACUUCGUCAGCAGCGGCUGUAAAAGAUGAAGAUCCAAAGCAAGACGUAAGGAAUUCACACCGAGGACAGAGCUCAACUAGCAGUUCCCAACGAGCACAAAACCCGACGAGCAGUUCCCAGCGCGGACAAAAUCAAAUGAGCAGUUCUCGAAGGGGGCAAAAUCAAAUGAGUGGUUCGCAACGUGCCCCCGCUCCAAUGCGAGGUUCUGAACGAGGGCAGCAUCCAUUAACAUCUCUUGGAACACGUGCGCAACGAAACUUGAUGGAUGAGAGUAACGGUGAUGAUGAAAAGGGAGAGGAUUCGUAUGGUGAAAGAAUGCAAGGUUCAUUGGACAAUCUAGAUAACGAAUGGCAAUCCAAAGAACGUGUGGAAGAGGAAUCGGGUUUCAUGUCAACAAAUUCAGGAGGCGAUAGAUCGAUGGAAUUUGCUGCUAUUCAUGAACAGGAAGACGAGCAGGACUGCCAUGAUCCGUUUCUCGCUGGGCCAUUGGGAUCAAGUCAGGCUCGACCUUCAGAGGGUUUCCCGGAGGAGGAGAAGAACGAGAUCGACGAGUCGACUCGGAGAGACUACAAUGCCCCUGCUGGAGCUGCUCUCGAGAAUUCUGAACUGGAAGGCAUGAAAGAAAAUGUAAGCACGUUGCGGUCUCUAUGCAGAGAUAACACUGAAGUUGACGCGUCAGUGCUGGAGAGUCUACUUGAUAUGUGCAGAGCCGACCAACAGACUGUAAAAGUUGCAUUGGACAAGGCCAUGACUGAUUACGAUCCGAACGUGGACCUCAUGGAACUUAUUGGUCUAAAUGAGCUGGUCUUGGAGGCUGUCACGCUGGGAGAGGAUACACUCAAAGAUGCAAGGAAAAAAGCAGCCGAGACCCCUCCUCCAAAAUCAAACAGUACCCUUGAUCUGGACAUCAACGGACUUAUCAGGAAGAAAGAUGUAUUUAGUCUCAUCUGCAUCUUGCGUGCACAGAGUGAUCAGAGACUAGAUGCAGCCCUCGCUCUGAUGGAAUUUGCCAGGGACGGAGAACGGCCCGAGGAGGGAGGAAUUAGUUUGAGAGAUGAAAUUCGGUCUUCUGGAGGCAUGCAUUCAUUACUUCAAGUCUUCCGGGCAAAGGGGACAAGCUACGAGUUAAGAGUUGUUUCUGGUAUGGCUGUUGCUUACGUCUUACCUUCCUUCGCCGAGACGUCUCCGAGUGUCGGCCUCAAGAUCAUGGAAUGUCUUCGUUUUUUGAGUAUAUCGCGUGCGGUGAGUCCCAACAGUGUUAAGAUAUCACAACAGAUGAUGUUCAGAGCUUCUGCCAUGGGCGUAACUGCUUUUUGGAUGAACGCGCUCGAGCCAAUGCUCAACCAUCCUUUGAGUGGAGCAGACGAAGCCGACGGAGAACGUGCCGACCUUCAAUUAAUAAACAACAGCUCCAACGGCAUUACCACAGCCGCCGGUAUCUUUGACCAAGGACAUCAAACGCUGGAACUUCAAGAGCUUCUCGAGAUGACUGUGUCUCUGAUCGUUCACAUUGAAAAGAAAACCGAUGCUGACCCAGUGAAUGGAAGUGACCCUCACUCUAAUGCUGCGAUGUCUGUUUGGAGGUACACAAACAUAGAGCAAGUAUGCACAGUUGAUGUCGCAAGACCAAUUGCUGUCCGUGAGGGCCUUCUACCUAUCCUGGUUGAUUGGAUCAAAUCAAAGGACCAAGAAAAGGUUCGCCCUGCAGUUUCAGCGCUUCGGUAUUUGACAAACAUCAAGGACAAAUACAUGGCUGGUUGGAUCCACUCCCAAAUGGUCAACGAGGGGGCAUUGGCAGAAGUAAUCAAGCUGGCGGAUGACUAUAAUGCUGGUCAUGAUGUGAGGUUGGCGGUUGCGCAGAUCCUUGCAUCUCUUUGUGUUGCGCCUCACACUAGAGCAGCGGUGGUGGAAGCAAAGUGUAUGUUCUACCUCAUUGGUUUCCUCUAUGAUCACUCGGAUAAGGCAUCGGAAGAAGUUGCCUUGUUCGCAGGACGUGCCAUCACGCAGUUGGCAGCUGGGGCAAUCACAAGGGCGAGCGUCUUUGGAGGCGGCGACCCCGAGAUUCUAGAUUUUGUGUCUCCGGACAAACGUGAUUCUCUGGUAGAUGACAUUGUCAACAGCGGUGCUAUCGGUUCGUUCAUUGCGAUUGCACAAGAGAAUGACGGUGAGCUAAGGGCUAUGGCAAUAGAAGCAAUUAGGGUACUCAGCGAGGACAGAAGUCCAAGCCGGCGCACCAGGCUUCAGUUCGUGGAAGAAGGGGCAGCCCGAGCACUGGGGAGGGCGCUGCACUUUGACAUUGGUAGAAUGCGACAAGCUCUGAGGGUCGCUACAAUCGGUGGACGUGGAGAAGAUGCGUACAAAGAGUUUUCUUCUGUUCUCGAUGCAGUAUUUAUGGAAGUACACGAUGCUUUGUGCGGCAUGGCUAAUAUCAUGGAACCCAUUGAAGAACCAAAGACGCCUGGCCCAGAUUUGAUGAGAGCUUCGUCGAAUUAUGUGGCACCAGAGAACAUUUUGAACCAGGGGUGCAUAGAAACAGCAGAGAGUGGGGGUCUCGUCAGUCUUUUACGGGUGUCGACGAUGUCGUUGACGGUUCCUCAGCUCCACGGUUUUGCGGAUCUCUCGACACGAACUAAUGUGCUCCUACGAGAGGCCUGCCGCUCACUGUCGUCGCUUGCCCCGUUGCUACUCACCGGAGGAGCUGCGCAGGAAGGUUACGGUAGAUGGUCUGGGUCGAUUCUCGAUGCAUUCAACAAAAUACUAGCCGCAGCAGUGGUGGAAGGGGGGGAAGAUCUCGGCUCGAAGCAGGAGUUAUACAGUGUUCUUUGCGGUCUGGACGCCCUUGCAGAAUCUGAACCGUUGAAGAUUCGGAUGGUGGACAAAACGUUGCCUUCGAUUGUGCAACUGAAGAAUUCGCAAACAGACCAUAGCGACAUUGCCAACGUUGCAGGUCAAGUUUUCUUUUCCCUUGGAUUCUCUGAGGACGAGAUUGCUGUUCAGGUUGCUGGAAGCAAUCCCAACCUGCUUGCUGAUUGGUUCUGCCUGCGGCGUUCCCUCAUCAUUCAGGCCAUGGUGCGCGCUGAAAUGCGGAGGAUUCUGGCAGCAAUUUGGUGCCGACCAUUCGCAGAGAUCGAAAAGUCCGGAUUCGUGAGGCAUGAAACUCAGCGGAAUGCCGAAGAACCGCUAGAUGCGCUUUCCGAGUUGGAUCUAUUCGACAAUUUUGCAGAUGACGAAGAUACUUACCACGAACGAGAACUGAUGCUGCGACAAUAUAGAGACGCCUACGAUAGCGGGGACGCAGACGACACGGAAAUGCGGGAAAUCGAGGAGGAAUUCGCUGCACAACAGGAUGGUGUACAUCUGCUAGCCAAGCAAGUUUAUCCCCUCAAUGAUGAAUUGGCAGAAAUCGAUUGGAUUCUGAGCCACGAAAGAUCAGUUUAUGAUGGAAUUGAACACGACGAAGCCGUGUUCAUGUCCCUGUCCUUGCCACAACACCUAGAGGAUGUCUUGGACUGCUGUAUCCCAUCUCGCUUGUUGCGAAGCCACCUUCUUCCAGUCUUUAACUUCAGGCCUGAAGCAUCUUUCAACUUCCGAACGUUGAUGAUGCCGCAGAGGCAGUACUUCUCAUUCCGAAGAGAAGGCCAAAUGGUGUCUCGUCUGUGUGACAUUCAACCUGAAGCCCUGGCUUUCGACGACGUGCAUUGGUCACUGGGAUUCACAAACAGCUCCUUUGCCGGCGAAUUCUCAGAGUCACUUGUUCAAGCCCUAUAUCUGUGUCCGACAAUUCGUAGUCUCACUUUUGCCAGAGAUAUUGGCUUUCAAGGACAACACGAGAUAACAACGGAAGAAAGUGAUGGCGAGGGAGGGAGUGUGCUUCUAGCGAAAUUAGUUGGGUCACUGCCGCCAUGGAUCGAUUUCUUGACUUUCAAGAAUAUAUUCAACGACCGCGAAUUGCGGACGCUGAUAGCCAUCAUUGAAACCAUGGGAAAGCUCUCGGCGGAUCAGGACCAUUCACCAAACGACGACGUGACGUCCUCACGUGGGAAAGGGCGAUUUUGGAGCUUUAGUAUCACUCACUCUCCGCAUGUCACGGGGACAGUUUGGCAAAUGUUCUUCAGCCUGUUGGGGCGCUCGCAGGCAAUUGCAAAUCGAGCUUCAGUAUCUCCGCUGUCAUCCUUGAUGUUCCUUGAUUUGCGUUUCAACGACCUCGGCGAUGCUGCUUGUGCCCUCAUCUUGGACUUGGUACACGAUUCUGACUCGGGAUGCUUCCUUGAGCAGCUCGACCUGUCAGGCAACAGGAUCGGUAAGGGUGCGAGGUGUGUAAAGGCAUUGCGUACGUACGUGGAGAAACACCGAUUCAUCCCAAUACUCGAACGAAAAGGCUGGGGAUCUCGCUUGCACACCCUGAAUUUGUCCUCAAAUGGACUUGGUGUCGGACAAGGAGCCGUUGAAAUCCUUGCGCUCCUCAAGUAUAACGCGCUGGGACUCAAAGUGCUAGACCUGUCCGACAACGCCAUGUACCAUGGAGACGAUGACUACCAAUUCAGCCAUCUUUUGGCUUCCUCCCUUCGAAGAAAUACUAAUCUUUGCCAGCUGAACCUGUCGAAAAACAGGCUGAGUUCCUACGUUAUUGAUGACGUCCUUGAAAGGCUGACGAACAGACCAGGAGCAUCGCGACUGUCGUUUCUGGGACUUGAAGAGAAUCUGCCUCCAAUGGCCUCGCACCAGAGAGCUGGAUUCGAGGACAUCUUGAUGAAAACACGAGCCGCAACUUUGCAGAAGGCAAUGAACGACAUCGCAGUCUUCGAAGAGGAUAAUGGAUUGGAUGAAGACUGGGUUGAUGAGUUGAAGGUUGACGAGGAUACUUCACUUACCAGUAAAAAGAACCAAAAGACAGUCGUUGUCCCUGGAAGCAGCCCAACAAAUGAUGUGCCCGUCAGAGAAGGGGCCCGUGGCGACAACAUGAUCACGGUGCUGUUUUCGGCACCUCUGGUGUUUGCAGAUGACCAGAAGAAGUUACGACCCUUCAAGAAGCUGGACUUUGACAUGGAACGUGAACUCAUGUGGCAGUGCAUGAAAGAGGCUUCCAGAGAUAUCGAGCUUUCUUUUGACAAUGCGACUCAUGACCGACUGCUUGCUGCCAUGACAAAGCGAUGUAGUUGCUUGCACUACUCAGGCCAUGGGCAUCAAAUGUACCUUCCAUUUGAGGAUGGAAGGGGCGGGCCAAACUGGUUCAAUGUGGAAGACAUCCAAAGGCUGAUUGCUCGAGAAGGAACAGCACCUUUCAAGUUUGUGUUUGUAUCAGCAUGCCACUCUGGUUUGGCUGGGGCAACAUUUGCUUCGGCUGGGGUCCCUCAUGUUGUUUGCUGUCAGCAAGAGUUUGAACUGAAGGAUACUGCAGCACUGGCUUUCACCCGCCAAUUCUACUUGUCCUUGGCAAUUGGGCAUACUGUGAGGGAAUCGUUUGAACAGGGCUGCAAGGCAGUGAGAGCAACCCCGAACCUACGUGAUGCCGAGAGUGAGAUGAAGAAGUUCUUGCUCCUCCCCAAAGAUGGCAAUCAUGAUGUGCCAAUCUUGAAUGCUGUUUCUGUGCCAGAGUGGCCAAAGCUCAAGGGGCAGCAGAACUCCCGACGGUCGUACAGGAAAAGUCGGGCUGCACCUCGCAUCCGAAGCAUGUAUGGAGCAGGAACCAAGCAGUCGGAGCUUGGUGUUCGCAACAUGAUGCAAGAGGAUCCAUCCCCCACUCCACCCCAGUUCUUUUUGGGUCGUGAGGUUGAAAUGUACUGGAUGCUCAAACGCAUCCUUGACACCCGGUUGGUCAGUGUCGUUGGCGAACCUGGAGUUGGUCGGUCAUCUGUUGUAUGUGCUCUUUGCCACUAUGUUAAUGAGCGUGCAAGCACGAUCAUUGCCAUUGAGAAGAUUUACUUUGUCAAAGCGAAACAUGGAAGACGACAAGACUGCUGUCGGGCGCUCUUAGAGCAGACCCAACGCAAGAUUGUCGAGCACGAGGUAGGCAAGGGAGAACCACCCGAGAGAGGAGCAGACAUGGAGGACAUCUUUGAGUAUAUCUGCAAGUCAUUGAAGAACGAAAAGGCCCUGCUCGUGUUUGACAGAAUGGAGCAUCUUGAAAACUCUGAUGAUCAACAAGAGUUUCCCAUGUUCCUGAGCAGUUUGUUCCGGGGAACCAAGAACGUGAAAGUCCUAUUGACUGGCCGACGACAGCUGGGUAUUCCUGCUCUUGGUGGUCAGGUCGAACAAACAAUUGAAUUGGGUCCUUUGAACUUUGAGAACACUGUUCGCUUGUUUUCGAAUCUCUGCCCGCAUCUGCACACGGAAGGUGAGAGAUACAAGCUUUAUCAGAGACUAGUGCGGGAUUAUCGACAGGCAGAACUGCGGCCUAGUGAUCCCGGGGUCGAGGAGAGAACGAAAGAAAUCUUUAGUGUGCUCGGAGGUGGGGUACCAUCCAAAAUCGAAAAAGCCGCCUAUGACAUUUCACCCGAACGGCUACAGAACAUGGUCAAUUCCUAUUAAAAAGGUUUCCCUCUGGUUUGCCAAUUGUAACAUAGAAUAGAGCACUGUAAAGAAGAAGCUCUGCUUAGUUUACUUGAUAGGACCGUGCCGACAUCGCCACGAGGUAGCGAGUGUCCAACUGGGGAUUGUCUCAACUUGAACAGAAUGACAAGGUUGGUCGACGAAUGCGGCUCGGCUCUACCGUACCCAACACGAGGAUACUCCGUUUGCAAACAGUUUUAACUAUUAAGUUUCUAUACAGAUCUGAACGUAUCACCCUCAAAUGCACAAAAGAAUCCCCGGUCUUCCUGCAGUGCUUAGGUAAUUUCGACAGUCAUAUUGUCGUCGUCAUUUGACUCUGACAUGUCGUGUGCAUUAGCUUGCAUGCGCCGGGCCCCUCUGAUCAUAGUAGAAUCCCCAGUUCUUGACGGUAUUUCCAAAACUACACAAUCUACAUCUCCUCGCAUACCCGUUGGAUCCGACGGGUCAAUACCGACGCUUGUCGCUGCGCUAUCUUCCAUCCAAGAGGCGCCUUCACCUCGGGCUCGUCUGUUUUGCAUGACCAACCAGAUUCUCAGUGCCAGCAAGGUUAGCGCAAACAGCGACACAUAUGUCCAAUACCAAAAGAAAUGAUCCCUGCCCGAUCGGAAAUUCUGGUCAUACAGGUGCAUACCGCUGGCAAUCUGGAAGACACCAACGAGGAGCAUGAUGAUACCCGUCGAACGAUGAAUCAUAUGCCACCACUCUCUGGCCGAUUGUGGUUUCUGUAAGGAAAACGGUUGCCUCUCCACUGGAGCUCCAUCCUCCUUCCUUGCUACCGGCGGCCUCAAAAAUCCGUUGCCAACUUGAAAUGUGUAGGCCAAAAACAGCAGGACGCCGACAACAUGAUGACCCUUCGAGAAAUGACUCGUGCUAUUUCUGGAGCUCACCGCAGCAACACCCACUAGCACCGCCAACAGUGUCAGCAGAAACGUCAGCAAAUUAAACGACACGUGAACGUAAAUCCAUGUGGUUGGUAUCAGUUGUCUGAACCAUGCCAUGCCAACCGCAAGUGGCAUGGAAAAUCCCCAGGCGAUUGCAGCCAUGAUAGCAUGAGCUGUGAGGGCUCCUUUCGCUUUGUUGUCGGAGUCGGAAAUUUGUGCAUUGGUGUUGUAGCCCGGUGGCAGAUCAACGCACUCGGAAAGGUCCAGUUGGAAAGCACCACGAUGCCUGUGGUAGCCCAUUUCGUUCCCCGAGCCGACUGCAAAAGAGAAGUAAUUCAGCCCCUUGGGUUUGAUAUCAAUUUCUCUCAACCCAUCUUGCAAAGCUUUGGUGAAUCGAAGCGUCGUCAGACCAGGGUUUCCGCGUUCUUGAUUGAUGUACGCUUCGAUCAAAGUCUGAUCAGCCAUGGGCACCGUGCCCACGGCAGAUUUUGCUGUAAUGUUGUAUUUCAAUUGCGGCGAGUCUUUCGUCUUUGGGAGUCCAAUGAUGCCGGUUGACGAUGUACCGUGUGCCUGAGAAGAAUCUUGGAUUCCAAAUCCCAACCAAGCCUGCCCUUUGUACUGAAGGACCACGGUGAUUGAGGGAACCUCUCCGAAUUCGGCAAAUUCCUCCUCCUUGACAGCGUUUACCGUCCAAUGCAUCACGAGUUCGGGAGUCAGUUGGAUGCUCUUGCCACUUUUUUGAAAGACUUCGGACGAACAUCGUCCCACAAUGACAGGGGCAGGAAAUGGAUUUACAUUGGUGCUACUGGUACUGACUUCCCUGCUUUCUGUCGUACUCUGCGGCUGUGGUUGCGGCUGUGUUGGCUGAGGAGCGGGGGCCGGAACUGUAGCUGGCGUCUGACCUUCUGCUUCCCCUUCGACCACCUUGGCAAAAUCUACCGUCAUGGCUCCAAAAUCGCGAUGCAUGCCAAGUGUGGGCGUGGCCGUAAGAGCAUUACCCACUGCCCACAGAAAUCUAUUUUCGCCAUUGACCCAAAUUUCUGAUUCCAAUGGAAUAUCCUCCUUGAGCAAUUUCGCAAAGGUCAAGGAGGUUGUGUAAACUCCCGUGUCGGGAUCGUGCGAUUGCAUCAUUUUGGACGCUUUCAACGUUUGUUGCUCGAGCGGCAAUGCCUGAACAAACCCAGUUGUGUGAUUGUUAUUGACUCCGAGGGAAUAUUUUUCUACCUUUUCACUGGGCAGUAAACCAAUCACCGCAUAUGUGUUUUGCAUGAGCAUCCAUGUCGAUGUAUCGGCCGGAUUGGGGAAUCCAAAUCCCAGCCAAGCCGGAGCCGCCUCGACGAACUUGGUUGUGUGUACCAGUCGCCCCGUGAAGAUUCCCGUAUCUUCAUCGGGGGAUUCCCAACGAAAAAUGACAUCUUGUUCCAAUUGUACUUGAAAGUCGAACUUGGGAUCUGUCGAUACAGCGGCUUGUGUGGUGCCAUCAAUAAUACUAAUGGAAGCCACUGGUGCCGGGGUGGUCCCUGGCGGUGGCGAGUGACUACUGGCAGCAUCGUACAGAUCCAAUCGAAAGGCUCCGUAUUCGCUAUGCAUGGUCAAUGCCGUAGCUCCGGGUGGUCCCAUUGCCCAAAUGAAGACGUUGUCUCCCAAUCCUAGAAUGGGUGGUUCAGUUGGAUGUUGUUCGGUCAUGCUCUUUGUGAAAGAUAGGGUGGUGUAUACGACUCCUUCAUUGGUAUUGGUGAAUUGCAAGAAGGAAGCUUCGGACAAAGUUUGUUCGGGCAGUGGUUGUAUGACUCCCGGUUGAUCAUGAUUGUAUCCCAAUUUGUAUAUGAUGGGCGUGCUGGUGGCUUCUGCUUCCCAUGAUUUUCCAAUAAUGGCGGUGGAUCGAUUCAUGAGGAAAUUGUUGGGCGUGACGGGUCUUGGAUUGCUGGGUACAUCGUAGAAUCCUAGACUGAGCCAAGAGGGAGCUGUGGCCAUGGAUUCAGCUUUGUGUUCGAGUCUGGCUUUGAGUUCUCUGGAUGUUCCUGGAUUGGCCCAGUAGAAAAUGAGGUUGUUGUCCAACUGUACCUGGAAAUCAAAGUCACUGUAUGGGCUUUCUUGUGCCGCGGAGUGAUCAAUCUGUUGCAGUGUCGCAGUGGCGUUGACAAUAUUACUAAUCCCCGCUGCUGGUCUUGGAGCCGGAGUUUGUGGAGCCGGAGUUUGUGGGGGUGGCGCUGGUACGGGAGUGGUAUCGACAGUGCCAGGAUUAGGACUAUCGGCAGCAGCUGGUGUAUGAGUUUGUUGAAAAUCGAGUCGAAAGGAUCCUCGUUGGUCGUGCAUUCCUAGCGUAUCCAUGCCGGGCGGUCCAAUGGCCCAUGUGAAAAUGUUUUCUCCGUUCUCUCGAAUGAGAGCUUCGUUGUUAUUGGUAUUUCCCGUGGCCGAGGCCUCGUCCAUGUUUUUGGAAAAUGUGAGAAUGGUUCGAAUGGCCGGAGUCCCGUCGUGCAGUGUGACAGCGCCUUGUUCCAUAUUCUGAAAGAUGAGUGUCUGUUCGUCAGUGGACAUCAAGGAGACUCCUCCAUUGAGGUUGUUGCCGUUGACUCUUCCAUGAGGGUCUCCCAGAGAGUACUUGAAAACGGCCGGUGUGGCCAAGAAGUAGGUUCCCACGACGGCCUGUCCAUUGACUUGGUCGAGGACAUUGUCAAAGAUGGGGACUGUAUUGCGCAACGAGUCAAAGAACCCAAUCGCCAGCCACGAGGGUUCGUUGUCUUGUACCUUGGUGGUGUGUUCCAGCGAUGCGCUCAAGAUGCCAUCGGCAGGUUCAUCCCAACGAAAGAUCAACACGUCAUCGAGAGGAUCACUCGAGGUAUUCUCCAAAACCACUUGAUAGUCGUAAUUGGCGUUGUCAAUACUCGCCGUCUUUUUGGCUGUCGCAUUCAAGAUCGUCACACUCCCUUCCACCACAGAUACGUGUACAGCCAUGCACAACAAUAACAGCAACAUGUAGGAACUCCUCCUUCCUCCCCACACCAAACAGUCACGACCCAUUUUGAUUCUACAGGUACUACUUCUUGUAGUGCUCUUGGAUGAUUCUUUUCUUGUAGUAGCAGCUGUACACUCUUCUUGAUCCUUACAGUUGUAGUGGUCUUUUAUCUCAGGUAGUACUGGUAGUAGCGGCGAUACUGCUUGUUGUUCCAGGGUACAUGUACAUCCAUGCAGCGCCAUGGUCACAAGCAAACUUACUUUUGGAACGCAACCUUCGGAAAUUGGUGAGAGAAAGCUGCAGAAGUGCAGAAGGCUCGGUGUUGGAUUGACAAAAGCUCCUUAUUUCUUUUGUUUGAAUGUCUAACUGAGCCUUUAAGUAAGCUGCAUGACCCAAAGCCUCUUGCGCACAAAGAGAUUACUAUGUUUGCAAUAAGCGCAAGGUUAGGGUUGAGGGUCACCUCAAAAUCCAACCUCAACGAUGCCUGU